AUGCCCAUCAUCUGCGGAGUCUGUGGGGCUGCAAACGAACACUUGACGGCGCAUUGUCCGAACCGUCAGGAUUCUCGGUCUUGCGACCGCCAAGGACCUCAAGAAGGUAAGGGGGGCAUCUUCAAGGGGCACGGCAAGAGGGGAGGAGACACUGCAGGUGGACGCGGCAGAGGAGUCGGUCAGAAUGCCAUGCCCAGACAGGAAGUAUACCAGGAGAUUGUAUCGGAGGCAACGGCUUCAGACGACAAGCCAGGGAUCGGACACAAGUGCUCAGACGGCGAGGCUGCGACGCGGAGAUUCAUGCGCAUCAGGCCAUCAGCUGUUGACUGGGCGACGUUCGGAUGGGUUUAUGCCAAGGGUAGCCAGGAAAGAGCCGGUGGCGGAGAGAAAAACGUCCAACAACUACGAGCAGAUUGGAAGGAGCUUUCAUCACGACGUGAUCUUUCCAGGACAGACCUUGCGGACGGCCUCAAGCAGCUCGCGCUUCGCCACGGCGUUCAAGCAGGAAAGUGGCUCUUCUUUCUGAAGCCGGCUUUAAUGGAUCGCGUCUGGCCGGCCCUCGUAUGGGCGCUGAGUAAGGCGGCCCUGGGAAAAUGUGAUUCCAUGAAAGUUGGGGGCGGCGCCGAGUAUGUCUGCUGCGUCUUCAUGAGGAACUGUUUCGACCCUGAAGAGGUCGAAAGUCUCCGAAGUAGCCUGCACGACCUGCUUGUGGGCCUAGUGGCAAGAGUGGAGCUGCUCCUGAAGCCAGAUGCUUAUAGUUAUUGCGGGAUAUACAGAUCUAACCCUUGGAAGCUGUCGACAUCUCUGGCUUCCUGCAAGGUGCAAGCCGCGAGAGGGGAGAGUGUGCAAGCAGCCCCAGUUCUACGGGACGAUUCUCAUCACGACCGAUGUCAACUUGCUCCACUUCUGCAGGCUGUGGAGGAAGAGUCUGUCGAAGUACUUCUUCCAAUCCUCGAGGCGGCUGACUCCCGGGUCGCUUUGCUAGACUCGCUUCAUGCCAUUGCUUUGCAUCCCAGUGCUGGGGAUCUCCCCUUGGUGAGAAUGUGUGCCAUGCUGAAGGAAGCUAAGAGCUUCCGGUACCUCCUGGCCAGGAUCCUGAAGAUGAUGGCAGGUCUUGUAGAGACGGAUGCGGCUUUCAUCUUCGGUAGACGAAGCCUUGUGUUUUCCUAUCCUGAGUUCAAGCGCAUGCAUAUGGCCAACUUUGGUCUUUUGGCGGAUCUCUGUGUGCACGGGCUGAUGACAGGGACAAGGUCGGUGACGUAUUUGCCUGAGGAGAUGGAGCGAUGUCUAAUUAUCGACAGUUUCAGGCUGCCUCCGCCUUCGACUUGGGCGUUUGUGCUGCAGAACCUUGGCGACAUGGCGCAAAGGCUGGCUGAUUCACACCCGAAUGUCAGCCGAUCCCUCGACUCCUUCGUGCAGGAUGGCAAGGUCAGCUCACAUUCGCGGCUCAGCAUUCUCAGCCUCAAUGUGUGUUCUGACGCGAAGCAGCGAGAACUUCGCACGGCCGCACUCCUGUCAGCUCUCCAACAACUUGGUCCCGUUGUUUGCUGCUUGCAGGAGGUGACCCCCAAGGUGGCCAAGGACCUCCAGCGCGCGCUUCCCACAUGGGACUCUUCAGACCCUGGAGAUGGAUCGUCGACAAAAGGCCACGGCGUUCUGAUUAUGGCCCCGCCGGAGUUAGAUGUUCGUUUUUCCAGCUGCCUUCUGCAGUCCAAAGAUUGCAAGCUGCUUGUGGCGGAAUUCCCGGGUCUUGCUGUUGGCAAUGUGCACCUGUCAAGCAGCCCGGAGCUUCGAGAGAGGCAGCUUGCAGAUUGCGCUAAGGUGAUGCAGCAAUGGUCUAACAUGCUCUUGGUGGGUGAUUUCAGCAUGGAUGAAGAUGUUCUGCACCGGUGCGUAUUGCAAAAUCAACUGCCAGACUUUACCGAUCUGUGGCCUACUUUGCGAAAGGAGAAAGAGCACUCCAAGGGCAAAGGCAAGGGGACGAAAAGGACAGGCCGGGCCCUAGCGAAGCUACCGUGGUGGCAGCCGGUGGAUAUGCAGCUGAUGUUUGAUCAGCCGCUUCUGCCGGGACCUUUUUUGCUCGACGUUCUCCCGUCGAUGUACAGUAAUUUCGUUCAUCUCAAGCCUGAGGUGGACACCGAUGCCACCUUCGUAAGCGACCACCUGGGCUUGUUGACAACCAUUGAGCAAAACGCAGAUGUGUCGAGGUCACAAGAUGGCUAA
Molecule: messenger RNA, 2223 nt
Organism: Symbiodinium sp. CCMP2592
Lineage: Eukaryota; Dinophyceae; Suessiales; Symbiodiniaceae
Source: the annotation of a GenBank genome assembly